AUGGCACGACACCAAAUCAGUGAAUACCUCACGAACAACACCAUCCGCACGUACUACGCCCUCGACAAAUCCAUGAUGAAGGCUCACGCCGAAAAGCGCAACGAAGACGCAGAGUCUAUUGCUCGCUCGCUGCUGGAGAACCUCGACCUUCCCUUGCUCCUUCGCGCCCGCGCCUGUAUGAUGCUGGGCUGUGGGGAGGGUCCAGACUCUCUUGAUAUGGCGAAGGAGAGUGUCCGCGUUGCAGAACUGGGCCUCAGUCUGUGCGAGGAGCCGGGAGAGCUUGAGAAGAAUCUCGUGAAGGAUUGCAAGAAGGUACUGGAAGAAGCGCAAGAAGCAGCCGACCAGCAGGACGACGAUGACGAUGACGAGAAGAACGACGAUGCGAUGGAGCUUGUCUAG
Messenger RNA from Zasmidium cellare ATCC 36951, 399 nucleotides. RefSeq lists its product as uncharacterized. Lineage: Eukaryota; Fungi; Ascomycota; Dothideomycetes; Mycosphaerellales; Mycosphaerellaceae. The record is from RefSeq and is a predicted model, not a curated record. The transcript has a single exon. Bases 1 to 399 code for a protein of 132 amino acids.